This is a messenger RNA of Drosophila eugracilis, 1868 nucleotides long. It is a transcript of the gene idc, whose product is annotated as zinc finger protein 347. The coding region runs from base 146 to 1726 and encodes 526 amino acids. The transcript has 5 exons. Gene Ontology annotation, molecular function: zinc ion binding. The record is from RefSeq and is a predicted model, not a curated record. Lineage: Eukaryota; Metazoa; Arthropoda; Insecta; Diptera; Drosophilidae. Gene Ontology annotation, cellular component: nucleus.
CAAAGCCAUUCGCGUUGCAACGCGAUCAUCUGGCUCCAGACUACAUUAUAUUUUUUUGGCGUCGUCUUCGUCCAGCAAGCGUGUUCUUCAAAAUAAAAAAGCGUAGAAUAGCUAUCUGGAAUAGAUCAACGUUCUUUUCGUGAUAAUGAGAGAUUCGACGGCACAAGCGAGUCCGUCGGCGAUGCCAGCGACCACGCAAAAGUGGAUCGUUUGCCGGGUUUGCCUCCAGCAGCCGAAAGAGCCCAUGGCCAGCAUUUUUAACGAUGAUUCGGAGAAGGACCUGACAAAUAUGAUCCGGGAAUGCGGAGGAGUGCCCAUAAAGCAGUUCGAUCAUUAUCCGGACAAGAUAUGCGAGAAGUGCUUUAGAGUGCUGAAAAUGGCUUUUAAGUUCCGUGAGACUUGCCAGCGAUCUUAUGGCCAUCUACGGCAGUUCGUGGGUCCCGUGGAGGUGGAGCAGCGAACUCCAGAAAAGAAAUCUCCAGAACAAACCACCAAACAGGAGCAGGAACCCGAGGAGGUGGAACAGGAACAAGAGCAUGAGCAAGAACACGAGGAAGAAGAAGAUGAGGAGGAUCUGGAUGAAAGCCAAUAUGUCGAGGGCGAGGCGGAGGAGCCAACGGAAGUUCAUGGAGGAGUCUUUCACGACGAGCUUGAGGAGGGCAUUCUCGUGGAAUUGGAAAAGGAUCGCAUUGUACAUGUGAAGAGCGAGCAGGUGGAGGAAGAUGGCAUCAUUGAGGAGAUGUACGACGUGUACGAGACCUAUGAAGGUGACCUUAUUACAGACCAGGCCGUUUAUGAGCAAGAUAUGGCCGAUCAAUCGCUUUCCGAGCUAUCAGCAGAGAUUGAAUACUUAGACCAGGUCGAACAGGAUCAAUUGACCGAAAGUGCUCACGAGGACGAGGUAGAAGGUGAUCUGAACUCAGCCGAGGAGGAAUUCAUCCCUACAAAAAGUGUUCGAGCAUCCAUCAAUGCCCGAGGUGUAACUAAGCGCAGAGUCAAUCCCCGCAGGUCAGCUACAUCAACAGCUUCGGUGGCUGUAGCGUCGGGAACCUCCAAAUCAAGUGCCCGCGGUAGUCCGCUUAAAAUCCGGCGUGGAAAUAAUGAUUCAGCUGGUACUAAGAUUGCUCUCAAUUCCGAGGAGUCCAUCUCAAUAGGAGAAGUGCUGGCGCGAAAGCAUUCAGGGAUUAAGACCAAGGGGGGUCAUAAGAUCCUUGUCGGUGACCAGAAGGAGUUUAAGUACAUCUGCGAUGUAUGUGGCAACAUGUAUCCCUCACAGAGUCGACUUACAGAGCACAUAAAAGCUCACUCCGGCGUGAAGCCGCACGAGUGCGAAAUCUGUGGUCACUGCUUCGCUCAGGCUCAACAACUGGCGCGCCACAUGAACACCCACACUGGAAAUCGGCCGUACAAAUGCAGCUACUGCCCGGCAGCUUUUGCGGAUUUGUCCACACGAAACAAGCACCACAGGAUCCAUACCAACGAGCGUCCCUAUGAGUGCGACGUCUGCCACAAGACAUUCACGUAUACCAACACCUUAAAGUUCCACAAGAUGAUUCAUACGGGAGAGAAGCCGCAUGUUUGCGAAAUUUGCGGCAAGGGAUUCCCACAGGCGUAUAAACUGCGUAACCACCGGAUCAUUCACGAACGACGCGGCCAAUCCACAAGGGAAUCCGUCGGCGGUGUGAUGCCCUACGACACGGCCAACAUUGUAGGCCUAGAAAUGUAAAUUUCGAGCGAGGACAUCUCGUCGUCCCAAAGCGACUCUUUAAACAUUAAACAGACACACGCGUGUAAUUACACAUCUAAGUAUAUUGAUGAAAUUUAAGCCUAGCCUAAUUAUGCGGAAAUAAAUUAAGUAUAGCUGCGCA